This is a messenger RNA of Doryrhamphus excisus (bluestripe pipefish), 2289 nucleotides long. It is a transcript of the gene irf6, whose product is annotated as interferon regulatory factor 6. Lineage: Eukaryota; Metazoa; Chordata; Actinopteri; Syngnathiformes; Syngnathidae. The record is from RefSeq and is a predicted model, not a curated record. Gene Ontology annotation, cellular component: nucleus. Gene Ontology annotation, molecular function: protein binding; DNA-binding transcription factor activity, RNA polymerase II-specific; RNA polymerase II cis-regulatory region sequence-specific DNA binding. Gene Ontology annotation, biological process: immune system process; regulation of transcription by RNA polymerase II.
AAAGGGUGUGUCAUUGCUGUGACGUCAUCAGCGUACCUGAGUUUCGGCUUGGAGAAGUGGGCGGGGCGAGUCAAGGAAGAGAAAACAGCCCGUCGGAGUAGACAACCGUGUUGUGAUAUUCGCAUUAAAGCUUCCUUUGCUGGUUCGUCGAAAGAAUUCCACGGAGGUUCGUUUUGAGGGCAGCGACGGUUCACCCCCCCCCCCCAACCGCCCCAAACCGGACUCUUUUCUAGUACAGAGUCCAACAGGAAAAAGGAAAGGCCACUUCCUGGUUCGCGCAGUCGACAUGUCCGUGGCGCCGCGACGUGUCCGCCUGAAGCCGUGGCUGGUGGCCCAAGUGGACAGCGGGAGAUAUCCUGGCCUGGAAUGGCUCGACCGUGAGGCCAUGCGAUUCAAGAUCCCGUGGAAGCACGCCACGCGACACACGCCCCAGCACGAGGACGAGGACACCAUAUUUAAGGCGUGGGCUGUGGAGACGGGGAAAUUCCAAGAAGGAUCCGAUGAACCCGAUCCCGCCAAGUGGAAAGCCCAGCUCCGGUGCGCCCUGAACAAAAGCCGGGAAUUCAACCUCAUCUACGACGGAACCAAAGAAGUCCCGAUGAAUCCCGUAAAGAUUUACGACGUGUGUGACAUCCUGCAGCCUCUCAGCAACCCAGGAUCUGCAGACGCUGGUCCUUGGACUCCAGGCGAGGAAGACGCCGCCGAGGAAGAUGUUCCAGACACACCAGAAUCCCUCCCCCCGUACCCGUCCAAUGGUACGAGUCCGUCUCCGCUCAUAAUGUGGUCUCCCAUGGGCUCCGAGUCUUCCAUGCCACCCGCAAGUUGCCCCCCGUCCAAUGAGGUUUGGCCCAAAGAGGAACCGGCGAAAAUUUGGCCUAAACAGGAACCGGUGGAUGUGGAGAUGCAACAACCGACCUUGACUGCCAUGCCCCCGGCUCCCAUGUCGGACCACUCCAUGCAGGCCACACCUUUAGCAGACUCCUUUUUCGCCUCUCCUGAGAUGUGGAUCAGCUCCCUCCCAAUGACUGACCUGGAGGUGCAGUUCUUGUACCGAGGGAGGGAGAUGUGUCCCACCAUCACCGUCAGCAACCCGCAGGGCUGCAGGCUCUUCUACGGCGACCUGGGCCCCAUGGUCAACCAGGAGGAGCUGUUUGGGCCGGUCAGCCUGGAGCAGCUGCGCUUCCCGACCACGGAGAACAUCACCAACGACAAGCAGAGGCUCUUCACGAACCGUCUCCUGGACGUGAUGGACCGAGGUCUGAUCCUGGAGGUGAGCGGCCACGACAUCUACGCCAUCCGUCUGUGCCAGUGCAAGGUGUACUGGUCCGGCCCCUGCGCGCCCAACGCCGCCGCGCCCAAUCCUAUUGAGCGACAGAAAAAGGUCAAACUGUUUUGCCUGGAGUCUUUUCUCGGAGGCGUGAUCGCUCACCAGCGCGGCCAAACGCCAAAUCCGCCGCAAUUUGAAAUCAGCUUGUGUUUUGGAGAGGAGUGGCCUGACGGGAGGCCGACAGAGAGGAAACUCAUCAUGGUUCAGAUCAUCCCGGUGGUGGCCCGCAUGAUCACCGAGAUGUUUUCUGGAGACAACACGCGCUCCUUCGACAGCGGCAGCGUCCGCCUCCAGAUCUCCAUCCCUGACAUCAAAGACAACAUAGUGACCCAUCUGAAGCAGCUCUACUGCCUCCUGCACACCAAUCAAGGCCAGGAUGGCUGGGUUUUGCCUCCCGGUUCGGGCAUGAACCUCGUCCAGACCCUGCAAGGCCAGUGAAGACCGAGCAGCGAGAAUAUCUAUUCAUAUUUGGAAGUACGCGGCGUAUGUUUUUGAUCCGGCUCUACGGUAUAGUUUGUGUGUGUUGCUUCUCCUCUGCAUCGACGUACAGUUUGUGUGCAGCAGUGCUAGUUGGACAGACCAAAGUCCCGCCUGCUGCAAGGGAUCAUUAAACAUAGUUAAUAAGUUACAGACAUAACUCUCUUUAUCUUUAACAUGACUUUCAGGGAACGCAGUACCUUUUUUUUGCCCCUAAACUUUCCAUAUUUAAAUAUUUUAUAGAAUAUUAUAUUGUACAGCUGCCAAAACAACCUUCUUACUCUGCUUUGCUUGCAUUUUUUUCUCCAUUCACUGUAUAUUAUAGGAGAUCUUUGAGUAUAUACAAAUGCAUAUUGUUUUAAUUGGCUUAUUGUUACUAUCCAGCUUUGUGACAUCAUGGAUGCUACUGCACUUGGGGUGCUGAGAUGUGUUGUAUGGCGCCUUUUACUCUGUGAUUUUUAUGUACAAUAAACAUGUCAUACUAA